This is a messenger RNA of Lasiodiplodia theobromae, 3252 nucleotides long. RefSeq names its product Kinesin family protein. Gene Ontology annotation, biological process: mitotic spindle assembly; microtubule-based movement. Gene Ontology annotation, cellular component: spindle microtubule; nucleus. The coding region runs from base 1 to 3252 and encodes 1083 amino acids. NCBI's taxonomy places the organism in Eukaryota, Fungi, Ascomycota, Dothideomycetes, Botryosphaeriales, Botryosphaeriaceae. The record is from RefSeq and is a predicted model, not a curated record. The transcript is spliced from 8 exons. Gene Ontology annotation, molecular function: microtubule binding; ATP binding; plus-end-directed microtubule motor activity.
AUGGCAGGUCCCUCCAGACCUGGCCUUCCCGCCAGCAGGAUGAACUCCAUGCGCCCGCCCACCGCGCGCAGCCUACAAAGCCUCCGCGCUCAAGCCGGCACACCAUCUGGUCGUGCAUCGCCCGCCGAGUCCAUCGCAUCCGUCGCAACAAACGCUACCCGUGCCAGGUCGCCCGAGUCGCGUAAGCGCAAGGACCGCGACUUCGAUUCGAGAGUAGAUACCAACAUCAAUGUCGUUGUGCGCUGCAGAGGGCGCAAUGACAGAGAGAUUCGUGAAAACAGUGGCGUCGUCGUUUCCACAGAUGGAGUCAAGGGUCACAACGUCGAGCUCUCCAUGGGCGCUAGUGCCCUGAGCAAUAAGACCUAUAGCUUCGACAAGGUCUUCUCACCAGCUGCUGACCAGCAGAUGGUUUUUGACGAAGUUGUUGCGCCCAUUUUGGACGAUGUUUUGAACGGCUUCAAUUGCACAAUAUUCGCCUAUGGUCAGACGGGUACUGGAAAGACGUACACCAUGUCCGGAGACAUCACCGAUACGCUGCCACUACCCGACGCCGCUGGUAUCGUUCCCCGUGUUCUACACACCUUGUUCGAGAAACUUGAGAGCGCAGAAUGCGAGAAUUCUGUCAAAUGCUCUUUCAUUGAGCUUUACAAUGAAGAGCUUCGCGAUCUGCUCGCCGUCGACGACAACAUCAAGUUGAAGCUGUACGAGGACAACAGCAAAAAGGGACAUUCUGCAACUGUGGUCCAGGGAAUGGAAGAGUCACACAUCAGCAAUGCAUCCAAGGGAAUCAAACUGCUCCGCGAGGGUAGCCACAAGAGACAAGUCGCCGCGACCAAGUUCUACUUGAAGCGCGCAACUGAGACCGGAGAGGACUUCGUGAGCGCAGGAAAGCUGAACCUGGUCGACUUGGCUGGCAGUGAAAACAUCCAGCGCAGUGGAGCAGAGAACAAGCGUGCAGCUGAGGCCGGCUUGAUCAACAAGAGUUUGCUUACUUUGGGACGUGUCAUUAACGCUUUGGUUGAGAAGAGCUCUCACAUUCCUUACCGCGAGUCCAAGUUGACUCGACUGCUGCAAGAUUCCUUGGGUGGACGUACGAAAACAUGCAUCAUUGCUACGCUGUCUCCGGCAAAGAGCAACCUUGAGGAGACCAUUUCUACACUGGACUACGCUUUUCGCGCCAAGAACAUCCGAAACAAGCCUCAGGUCAACCAGAUGGUUUCUAAGAAGACUUUAUUCAAGGAAUUCACCACGGAGAUCGAGAAGCUGAAAAUGGAACUCAUUGCCACCAGACAACGGAACGGUGUUUACCUUGCCCAGGAAACAUACGAGGAGCUUACGACCGAGAGUGAAUCCAGGAGGAUCCUCGUCCAAGAGCAGAAGGAUAGGAUUGAGACCAUGGAAACAAAUCUCCGGAACAAGGUCCAAGAGCUGUUCAAUCUUACUAACAAUCUUGCCUCGCUCAAAAAAGACAACGAGGCGACCAAAUCCAUUCUGGACGGCACAAAGAGCAUCUUGGAGAAGACUGAAGUGGUUUUGGAGCACACCAGACAGAACCUGUCUGAGGAGGCUGCUUUGAGAAAGGCUCACGCAAAGACCGAGGAGGAGCUUGCCAACAUUGGUCAAGAUCUCAUUUCGACCCUUGGCAAGACCACCUCUGACAUUGGUGGUCUGCACUCUAAGCUCCGCCGUAGAUCUGAUCUCCACGCCGCCAACCGACAGCAAUGGGGCUCCUCCCAGGCUCAGGUUGCGAGCACCACGAACAUGGUUGACGAGCGCAUUUCCGGCUUCCAAUCACAUCAACAGGAGCUGAUGGCUGGUCUUGCUCUGCGGAUGCAGGGCUUUGUGCAAGAUGAGUUAGAGAAGCUCGGGUCAGAAAAGGAGGUUAAUGAGCAGACGGCCAAGUCCAAGGAAGACUUGAAUGAAGUGUUGGAGGAGAUCAAACUUCUCCGCGAGGACGUCAAACAGAAGGUCGGCGCUGAGCUCGAGGCUUUCCACACCCAACUUCAUUCGUCUUACGCAGCUCUGGGCCGAGACUUCAAGAGCACCUUUGACGACCUCAUCAAACAGUUGAACGAGCAACACACGGAGGUUGACACUCUCCGGAAGCAGAUGUCUGAAGCCAACUUUGAGAUCCUCGCAGCUAACAAAGCUGCUCAUGCGAGCGUAGUCUCUGUUGUUGAAGAGGAGAAGCAAAAGGCUGUUGCUGAGCGUGAAGAGCUUCUGGCUCAGAUGGCUGCCCUGAUGAAGUCGACUGCGGCUGCUCAGGAGCAGCGCCUGGCCAAGCGUAUCGCCAACGUUGAGAGCUACAACAAGAACAUGGAUGGAUGGGUCAACAGGGCGUCCGACUUGGUCACUGGGGUUGUCAAGUCUCGCGAGAACGUCAAGACCAAGAUCAAGGCCGACUUUGCCAGUGCAAAUGAGCACACUGAUUCCCUUCGUCAAACCACCGCUUCGGUGCAUGACUCAACGGUCAAGAUUGUCAACAGCCAGAUGGAGAACAUGGAUUCCCAACUCCACUCACUCGAUGACAUUGCUUCUUAUAUCAACAUUGGCGAGCACUUCAACACGUCUUUCUCUCGCAUCCAGGAUGUCAGCUCGGACAUGGAGGCUAAGACAGCAACUCUACAAGCUACUCUGCCUCUGCUGGCUGAAGAUGGAGAAAUCCGUGGCCCACUCAGAGCUCUUCGCGAGGAUAUCGAGCAACAAAGUCUGCAAGACUACGCACCCACCGGCGAGACUCCGCAAGACUCUUUCCUCGCCAAGCUCCGGGGCAAAGCUCCCUCCAGCCGCUCUACCACCGCAUCUCCCCAAAAGAGUCCGACGAAGCGCAUGGUCUUCACCGACGCCGCCCCGCCCGCAGACGAGGAGCAUACCACCACUUCUCUUCCCGCACCCUCCGCUCGUCCUACAAGCGCUGCAAGCGAUACCAGCAUCACCGGCGGCCUCCGCGAACUCGAUCCCAACACCAUCAACCCGUCUGCAGCGGCAGAAUCGGCAUCUGCCCCACCCACUGUCGCACUCACAAUCGGCUCCCCGACUCUUGCGCCGGUCGCGCCGACACUCAAGCGCCAGUUCUCCGACAAGACGGAAAGCAAGCUGCCGAUGAAGAAGAAGCAGACUCGCAUGACCGUUGCUGGCGCCCAGGGUGUUGCUGAUAGGGAGAAUCUACCGCAGGGUCAGGACUUCAGCAAGAGUGUUGGCAUUCCUGGCAGCGGGAGGAAGCUGAGGAGUCAGGGCGGUACUGCCGCGUAA